UUUUCCUCUUUCAUCCAGGGUGCGCGAGGACAUCGACGCAGCUAAAACGACUUUUGUGCAGGCGUGCAGUUCACUGGCGUUACUUCGGAUAACUUCGCGUUUAUCGUUCCUGAGCGUCGGGCGCUGCAGCUCUGCGCUAACGGAGUUCAUUGUCCCGGAACUGAUCGAGCGAGCUCACUCGGUGUGUACGUCAUGAAAAUUGCGACAUGGGAUGUGACGGCAGCACUUUUGCUGACUGCGGUGGCUUUGUGCGUCACCUGGGUACUCAAAAGGAGGCACCAGCAGCAGCUUUUCCAAAGAUACGGCAUUCCUGGUCCAAAGCCCGAUUUUUUUUUCGGAAACUGGAUGCAGCUGAAAAAGGAUCGCCUCAAGGUCAUGGAAAAGUGGAUCGAAGAGUACGGCAAAGUUUUCGGUUUCUACGAGGGUGAAGUUCCCAAGGUUGUCAUAAGUGAUCUAGAGAUCAUCAAGAAAUGCUUCGUGAAAGAUUCACAUGUAUUCCGCGACAGAGGACCUUUCGUCGUUGAAGUGGAACCCAUUAAAAGCAGUCUGCUUUUCCUCAAAGGUGACGAGUGGAAAAGAAUGCGUUCCGUGCUUAAUCCAAUAUUUAGCACGGCCAAGAUGAAGCUGAUGUCACAAGUGAUGAGUGACUGUGCCAAUACUUUGGUCGAGGUCAUAUCGCAUCAGCUGUCAACUGGUCGAGCCGUCGUCAACGCUACCGAACUCUCCCAGGGGCUUUCUUUGGACGUCGUUACAAAGUGUGCUCUCGCGUGGCAGGUUGACUGUCAACGGGAUUUGGAAAACCCCAUCCUGAAACGGCUCAAGAAAAUAUUCCUGGAAGUGGACGAAGGGGUGAUGGCAGCCGCCAUGGCCAUUCCUAUUCUCCGAAGGUUUUUCGCUUGGAUAUUCCCAAUGUUGAGCUACGGUAAGCUGUUCCUCCUGAUAAACGACAACCUCCGGGAGGUUAUCAAUGCUCGUGCCGCAAAGCUGGACGGGACGACGACAGCCGACGUUGUUCAGUUGAUGCUGGAGGCAAAAGCGGAGGCCGUUCGUAGGAAAAACGGUGCGGAAAUAGAAAUUAUGGAAAAGCACCUGCUGGCGAAUUGUUUCGUGUUCCUAGCCGCUGGAUUCGAGACGACGGCCACGACGCUCGCCUUCAUUCUCUAUGAGCUCUCCCGCCACCCCGAAGAGCAGGACAAGCUAUUCGUGGAGAUAAAGUCCCAGCUAACGCACCACAAUGAACUGGUCGAUUACGACAGCGUGCAGAAGCUCAAGCGAAUGGACAUGGUGAUCAGCGAGUGUCUGCGGCUCUACCCACCGCUCGUCCUCUUCACGACCAGAGUUUGCGACAAGGACACCACGCUCGCGGGCUUCACCGUUCCUGCGGGAGUGCACAUUGUUCUGCCAACCUGGCACGUUCACCACAAUCCGGAUGUGUGGCCCGACGCACAUCGGUUCAUUCCGGAUCGAUUUCUCUCGGACAUGGCGCAUGCAGACAAGAGGAACCUGGCGGCAUUUGUGGCAUUCGGCUUGGGACCUCGCGAGUGCAUAGGGCGUCGCUUUGCGCUGCUUGAAUUGAAGACGGUGCUUGCCAAGCUGCUGUCGACGUACGUGUUCAGCGUGUGCGACGAAACUGACCACCCCAUGCAAUUCAUUGUUCCGUCGGUUACAGUGAGUCCGGCUCGUAACAUAAUGCUUCAAGUCAAGUGGAGGAACACCCAAGACCUCUUAGGCUGACUUGUUCACUAUGCUUUCCAGCAGUACACAGUAGUGAGGUGUGGUGUUCUCCUGAACAUAUCUGAACUUCGGCCGCGACGGCCUUGUUCGAUGUAGGUGGCGACGUGGGAACGCUUACGUGCGUUGCAAUAUAUUCAAGAGUCCUCCGCUCAUCCUAGGCAUUUGAUUAUGACGCCUCGCCCACUUUUUGUUAGCCCUUUGAUGCGUUAUCAGGCGUGUGAUUUGUCUAUAUGCAGCUUUGCGUACGCAAAAAAAAGCAUCAUAACCAGUUUUUCGUAUCUACGUGGCACAGGCAUGCAAGGGAGCUAAACGCGCGAAUACAUUUUCAUUUAUGUGAGGCUGUGGUUUAUGUCAGAGCUAUGUUAUAGAGAAGGCUUACCUUGUAGAGGCACAAAAACGUGUAACUAAUACUGAAAGUCACACUCACCACUUCAUGCCAUUCAGAAAACUUCAUCGUUUGGCUUUGUAAUGCACAAUUGUCUUACGAAUUUGAGACAUCUUGGACAUGAAUGUACCAUAUCAUGCUGAUAACUUUAACAGACUUCUUGCAAUAGUUUAAUUUACAGGUAGUUCAGGCAUGAUUGACAAUAUUCGUCCUCAUGUUUUUGCCUGUAGUCUUUUAGUUAGACCGUAGAGGGUGCCUAGCCAGCAAGGCGAUGAAAUCGAAACAGAAUUAUCGACACCGGCUCAAGCAGGAUUGCCGCUGAGCAGAUUUGAAAGGGUGCCAGAACUCAAGGUCAAAGUAGCCAAAGCAGCCAAGCCAUUUAUUUAUUGGUCCAACUUGUAGCCAAAUAGGAGAAAAGCUGUAUCAUCAAGAUUUUUUUAUUGAACAAUGAGCCUCUUGCUUCUUGUUUCCUUUUCAAGUCGUAAGAAUGUUCCAAAUUACAGAACAAACUACGAAUUCCGUGCAUCUGCGUCUAGAAUAUAUAGCAUAUAUACAAUAGUUGCUAGAGACAGAGUAGAAUUUAAGUAUUUUAGCUUACUGAUCACUGGAAGCAUCAUUUUAGAGGCGCAAGUGUGAUUCCUUGAGCUUGUAUUGGCGCACCAGAUUUUUUUAGUAGUUACCAUAAUAAUAUUAUUUAAUUGGCAUCGCCAAAGCACAAUGAGGCAAUCAGAGA
This is a messenger RNA of Rhipicephalus microplus (southern cattle tick), 2852 nucleotides long. RefSeq names its product cytochrome P450 3A4. The record is from RefSeq and is a predicted model, not a curated record. Lineage: Eukaryota; Metazoa; Arthropoda; Arachnida; Ixodida; Ixodidae. Gene Ontology annotation, molecular function: heme binding; oxidoreductase activity, acting on paired donors, with incorporation or reduction of molecular oxygen; steroid hydroxylase activity.